CAACUCCCAUUAUGGCAUGUCGGUUUGUUUCAAUUUCGUGCUAAACUUUAGUCCAGCGUGAAUUGUGGCGUCUUGUGUCGAAUUUCGUGCAAUUUCCCGUGCAUCGGUGUGUCCGUGCGUAGUGUUUUUGGUGUGUUUUAACUGUGUGCAAUUGCAAGGAGCCGAUAUCCAGCGUCGGAAGAUUUUAUUCCACCUCUUUGAGGAAUUUGAAGCGACAGAGUUCUGAAGCCAAGUGUUUUUUUGUGUGUGUAGAAGUGCGUAAAUCAAUAGGUGAUUAUUAACAAAAUUGUCAAAGUGAUCAGAAGAGUGUUAUCGAAAAGUUUGUUGUGACUACACAGUGUUGGUGGCGAGAGCUUGAAUCGAUUGCCGAGGCAUCCAAAGAAGGUGGGCGCCGUGCUGUUAGGGAGAACACAUUGGAGAAAGGCUCCGGCACAAGGUGCAUUGUGGACACAGUAAAGAGAGUGUUGAGCAGAAAACUCCCUUUCGACGACAAGCAAACAUCUUCAACGUGUGGCCUUUAUUUUCCGAAAUAAAAGCUUCAUCGAAAAAAUAAAAGAUGGGACUGGCACAGAGUAAGCGUUCGGUAAACAUAACCACAGACCCGGCCAAGGAAGGUGUGGUCGCGGAAGGAACUGGCAAGCUGGAAAAAAUUGGCGAAGUCGAUCAGCUGAAAGCACAGGCUAAUGGCGAUACUCAACACAACGAUGGAGAAAAUGAAACGAAAGUGGAAACCGACGCGGCCGAAAAUGAAAAGGACUCCACCACAGAAAAGUCCAACAAAGAGGGUGGCGACGGUGGCGGCGGUGGUGACACCAGUGUGGCCGCCGCAUCCCCAACCUCGGACGGCGAAUCGGACGGCAAUAAUAAAACGCUCGAAAAUGGUAGCAACGAUGAAUCACUAAACGAUAGCAAAGCGCCAGCAGCAGAUGAGGCCAACAAGAAGGCAAAGAAGCCGAAGAAGAAGUGGUCCUUCCGCAGCCUGUCGUUCAGCAAAAAGGACAAGCAGAAGCCGGCCAAAAAGGAGAAGGACGAGGAGCGGGUGAAUGGUGAAUGCGAGAAAGUUCCCGAGGAGCCCACUGAGGACACUGUCGCCGCUACUGCUGCCGUAGCUCAAGAAGCCGCUUCCGCCACGGUUGAAGCCGGCACGAGUGAAACGAAAGUGGAACCCGCUGUAGCCGCUGCCCCCGAAGUUUCGACUACCACCGCCGCUGUAGCUGCACCUGCUGUUGAAGCUGUUGCCGCUGCUGCUCCGACUCCGGCUGCUGAUGUAACUACCACCACCGCGCCCGCCGUUGAUACCACCAAAGUAGAGGAACCGGCGAUUGAGGCGGUGGCUGUGGCAGCUCAGGAAACUGUUGCUGCUCCUGUUCCGGCACCGGUGGAAGAAGCUCCGGUGGAGCCGAAAGAGGCGGCUGCACCCGCCGUGGUAGAAGAACCGACCGUCCCGAAGGCACAGGAAGAGAAACCGGAACCGGAAACCACUACCGCUGCCCCGGUUGAGGAGAAGGUAGUUGAACCGGCUGUCGUUGAGGUAAACAAUUCUACUCCUAGUACUACUACUACCACUACCAGUAGUUCUGCUGUUGAGGUAGACAUCAAACCCGAAACGUCAGUAGAGAACGAAGUUGCUGCUACGACUACUUCUACCACUCCCUCCAAUACUACCAAUCUCGAAAAUAGUACCACUACUACUACUACCACUACUACUACCCCCAUCACCACCACCACCACCAACUUGACCGAUAAUGUUGUUAGCGAGUCGGAAAAGAUUGUAGAUGGUGGUGAAGGUACGCCUCCACCUCCGCUACCCUCCAUUCCUCCACCCUCUCAGGUGAUGGUGUUCGUUGAGGCUUCGCUGUCGCAAGUUGCAAAUGAGCCGGAGGAGAGUGUUCCAUCGGUCGGUACGGUUCCGUCCGAGGGAUUGCCAUCGGUCGAGGCACCCGUCGUUGCCCCUGUUGAGGAAGGUUCGGUUGAAGUAGUUGCCCAGUCUGUUGAGGGUCAGGGUGCAACCGUUGAGGGGGAUGUCAGUCCACUCGAAGCGCCAGCUUCCACCACCGUUGAUGAAGCUAAGAAGGCGGAACCUGCUGUUGUCGCGGUACUGCCAUCGGAAACGGUUUCCGACGAGCAACCGGCACCCGUUGUUGUUGAAGAAUCAAUUGUUGCGGCAAAGGUUGCAGAGGUAGCAGCAGCACCAGCAGCACCAGUAGAAACUGCAAACGAAUCGGAACAACCAGUGGUAACGGAAGAAAUCAAGGAGACGGCUUCAAAGGCUGUGGGUGAAAUUCUCGAACAGGCUGUUGAUAAGAUUGAGAGUGGCGAGAUCCCAACGGCUGCUAGUGGUGCUGCACCGGCGGUAGAGCAGGAAGAAGUGGUACAGACCGCCGUUCCGGAACUCGCCGCUGCUGCCCCGCCGUCGUUGCCCGAGGUCGAUGAAAUCAGUAACAACAUUGAUGAUCUGCCACCGCCUCCACCUCCGCCGGCCGUUGAUGAUGAGGAGACCGUUCCCGAUUCUCUGCCAUCGCCGCUGCCAACGAUUGCUGCCGCUGCCCCGGCCGCGGAGCACGGUACGGAUGAGCUGAAGCAACAGGACACCAGCGUGCUCUCGGUGGACAUCUCCUCUCCGCUGCCACAAAACAGUCUCGAAUCGCUUCCGUCGCCACCGACCCUGUCCCAGAGUGAUGUCAGCUUGCCACCACCACCACCAGAGUCGCCCGCGGAGGUAGCCGCCGCUGUUUCCGAGCAGCAGGAGGCGACGCCUCUACCACCUGCACCAUCAUCCACGGGUGACGAUCCUAUCAGCUCUUCCAUCCCAUCCUCCCUUCCAGAAGCAGAAGUAGAAGUAGCUAAGCAACAGAUUGAUUCGCCCACGGCGGUGGACUCCGGGGCGGUGGCGGCGGUGGAAGAAGCGUCGGUGGCAAAGGUCGAGGAAACUGAGAAGCCUGUCACCAGCACCACGGCCGAGGAUGCUAGUAGUAGCGAAGAGAGGAAGGUGGCAGCCGCCGAUACUGAACAGCAGCUGGCGGCAGCAUCGCCCACCAAGGCAGCAGCGCCAGAGACAGAAACAACCGGCGAGACCGAAGCGUCCCCGGUGGCCGCCGUACCGGCAGAAGUAGAGGAAACGGUCGCGCAAAAGCAGAAUGGAACCUCGGACCACGGAACCAGCAAUGGAACGACUGAGAACGGCAAAACUGAAAACGGCACGACCGAAAAUGGCACAGUCGAAAACGGUCAGAACGGUGUCCACGAUACAUCUGCCACCGAAAGUCUGAAUGGCGAGGCUGAGCACAAAAAGGAGGAGAAAAUUCCAGAAAAGGCAGCUCAGCUUCAGCAACCUCCACCACCACCGGCGGCAGCUCCAGAGGUAACGGCAGAGUAAAAGCAAGUUGGCUGAACAAAACAAACAGCUGCUAUUGAUUAUUAAUUAAUUAUAAUUCUUAUUAUUAAUAAUAAUAAUUAUACAAAAAAAAACACACACACACACACACACACGAACAGCAUCAUACACACUCUUAUGGAAAUAAAUAAAUGGGGUAAAAAAUAUAAGUUACACGACACCCGAAAGAGAGAGAGAGAUUGAAAACGAGAACUAUAUGAAAACGUGGUAAAGUGUGGUAAAGAAAGACCGUGAAAUUUGGAACGUUUUAUGAUUCGAAAAACAAAAAAAAAGGGAAAACAGCAACGAAAUGUGAACCUCUGGCAGCGGGAGUGAGAGAGAGAGAGAGAAGGCACAGGAUAAUUGUAUUGUUCAUAAGAAGAAGAAAACGAAAAGAAAAAUCAAACAUACACACUACGAAACUGGCGCUUUCUCGCACACAAACACACGCAACCACCAAGAUUUGAUUACAUUAAAAUUUAGUUUUAAAGUGAUGAACGAUUUUUAAAAAUACACUUUUUUUGAUAACGAUGUUAAUAACGGUCCCCAGCAGCAGCCCCAGCAGCAGCUAUCGGCUCAACAACAGGCCAGCGGGGAAUGUAACGAAGAUAUAAAGUUAUGUUUGUUAUUAGUGGCGAUGAAGAUUGGAACAGUGAAAUCUCUCGGAAUCUUUCGCGUGUGUCCGUCUAUCUACGAAUAUCCUUAAACUUAUAGGUUGUUUAGGAAGCAAGCAGGAAACACAAACAAAAAAACGAGAAACAUUUUGAAAUAAACGAACACAUUCUUAUACUGUAGAACUCGCGUGUCCUCUUCAAAUGCCAGUAUGUAAAUGUUGGUCUGAAACUGAACAGAAAGGCGGAACACGCUCGGAACCCAGGAGCAAAUGAAAUCCUUAUUCUUUUGCGUCUUUUCCACUUAUUGUUUGUCAUUUUCUUCAAUUGGUUUGGUGUUUAGUUGUGACGUCUACGCUACGGUAUGCCUACGUAAAAAAAACGGCCGAGUGGUAUCCUAUCCCUUUUGCUACGAUUUUUUUUCUCCUUUUAAUUACUAUAAAUCACAAAAGAACCAAUAAACAUUUUCAAACAAACUUGACUUGCGAUUUUGCAGACAACCGAUUACGGCGGGAUGUGGCAAGUUAUGCUGCACUUUUUUUGCUUUUAGUUUGCUUUUAAGCGGUGUAUGAUUUGUUUUUCAUUUGAAAAUAGAGCACAUAAUCUGCAGAUUGUUCCAUUGCUCUACUGUGUCAAAAGAGUUCCUUUGGCCGAUGAUGCGGGUGGAAUUAAAUGCAAGGUCCGCUAGGUGAAUUGUAUCGCAUGGAGCGGAAGGUUUUUAAUGAGACCCAACAUGAAAAGCAUGAAAAUCGAAUUAAAGAAGGGAAAAAGAAAAAGAAAAUUCAAAUUCAAAGAUCGAACAACAUCACACACACUUUGAGAGUUUGUGUGUGUGUGUAUGUGCGUGUGUGUGUAAAACAAAUGUCUGUGACGUCCAGCUAGAGCGGGGGGCGACGGUUGCUGCGCAAAGUAAAAUUGCUGAUUUAUGAAUCGUAGUAGCCCGUAGAAGACGUAUGUAGAACAUGGGUCACAUUAGUAAGAAACUAGCUCCAAUGCUACUGAGAUUGGUCGUUAGGCGAUACGAUGUUUUUAAAACGAAUAAAAAAAACACAAAACAAGACAAAAACAUAGGGGAGGCGGGGGGAAGAGGAUUCUACUGUGCGAGAAUUGAACGACUAAAAUUAUUUGUAUUUUUAUUUUAUAGUUUUAAAACAAACUAGUAGGAUAAAAAGAGGAAGAAGACGAAGCUUAGAAAGGGAAUUGUGUGAAGGAAUAAGGAGCAACCUAUAGAAGCAUUGCGCAAAAUAAGUUUGAACAGGAUAGAAGGCCCCGAGCCAUGCAGGUGUGUGUUGGUUGGAAAAGGAACAAUUUUCGAACAAUUUUACUACACUUGCAAACAGUCUCUACUAAGGGAAUUGGGCGCGGGUUGGGUUGGCCCACUAUUUCAUGCGCCAUUUUUGCGCUAGCGCCAUCAUCCAGGACACGUGGUCAGUUGCGCAAAAUAAGUAAUAGAGAGAUAUGGAGCGUUGUGUUCCGUCUAGCGCGUGCAACACACAGGACCCGGAACACAAAACUACCUAGAGUGAAAGCAACAUUCGCGAACCGAUAACCAAGUACACCGACUAUUUGCAAAAAAAGACUGCCUCAACGAAAUACUGAUCACAAAUCUCGAACCAAAAUGACCAUCAACGUUUUUUUGGGGUGGGGAGCGAGGGAACGGACUUGUCGUCUUUUUUGAAGUCCCAUCAAUCACUCAUCAAUCAAACGCGCACUAGGUUGUACUCGGGUGGCGCGUGGCGCCCACUCAUGUCCAACGAAGGUCUAGAGAUUUUUGGGAAUAGGAAUAUUUUGUAUCCCGCCCGCGGGGGUAGGGUUGAUGCCAGCUGGCCACCUGUUGUUCCAGCAGGCUACCUCCCAACGGGAGAGCACCUACACUCCUCGCGGUGGGUUUGGUGGGAUAAUUUUGAUACAAAACAAGCGUCAGCCGUAUACACUUACAGCGUGGAGAUGGUAUUGCAUGCUCCUCCGCAUUCUUAUUACAAAACCUUUAAAAAAAUGGCAGAAAUAGCGUAUAGUGUGAACACCGACAACGACUUCCGGUUAUUUGCCAACGGAGUAGCGAAAAAUAGUAGUCAAAGCGUGGAACCGCCGUUUUGCUAUGGAUUUCAAAUCUUAACACGAAUAUAUAUAUACACAAAAUACGUACAGUCAAUUUAGAACGAAUCGCGAACGAAACGUCGAUAAUACCACCAGGUCACAAUAGUAGAAAGCGAUGAUGAUGAUGAUGAUGAUGGGGGAGGCGACACAAAAUCAACGAUAUUUUUGAACCAGCUUUUAACUUUUUCUCUUCGCUUAUUAUCUUCCUUUAUUCACUACACUAGUAAAGCGUGACGCUAGAAAUGGUUAUAGAGCGAUACACAUUCCUUUCGCGUGUUGAAAUGAAUAGAGAAAAAGAAAGGAGCCACCUUCAGAUUUUACCUUCUAACGAACGUGCACACACAUCACAGCGGAAGCGGAGCGUUAUUUCUUUUUUGGCGUCGAAAAAGAAUUUAAUUUUCUCGCCAGAGCAGCGAUUAGGAGGAUAAGCAGUUGUGUGAAGCGCAGAACAAAAUUA
Anopheles stephensi (Asian malaria mosquito) is the source of this 6538-nucleotide messenger RNA. RefSeq names its product flocculation protein FLO11 (gene Akap200). The coding region runs from base 557 to 3376 and encodes 939 amino acids. The record is from RefSeq and is a predicted model, not a curated record. The transcript is spliced from 8 exons. Lineage: Eukaryota; Metazoa; Arthropoda; Insecta; Diptera; Culicidae.